Mugil cephalus (flathead mullet) is the source of this 3213-nucleotide messenger RNA. RefSeq names its product SUV3-like helicase (gene supv3l1). Gene Ontology annotation, molecular function: RNA helicase activity; ATP binding; hydrolase activity, acting on acid anhydrides. The transcript is spliced from 16 exons. The coding region runs from base 154 to 2481 and encodes 775 amino acids. NCBI's taxonomy places the organism in Eukaryota, Metazoa, Chordata, Actinopteri, Mugiliformes, Mugilidae. Gene Ontology annotation, cellular component: mitochondrial degradosome. The record is from RefSeq and is a predicted model, not a curated record. Gene Ontology annotation, biological process: RNA catabolic process; mitochondrial RNA 3'-end processing.
CACGUUUCGUUAGCAGGAAGAAAAACUGUUGACCGUCCUCUAUGGGAUUUGUUAGUGUCUACGCCACACAUUUAGACUUUUUAAACAGUAUGGAGAGAGAAUAAUAACGUAUCCCACAGAAUAUGUUAACUCUGCGGAUAUAAAUCAACGAUAAUGUCAGUAAACCGUAGUGUUUAUUUGAUUUGUCGGCUUCAACGCCACAUAACCCGGAGCCGCAUCUGUCAUGUGUUUCCUGGGUCUAGCUUGUUACAUGAACAACACCAGUCUGUUUCUGUGGCGUGCAGCAGAAAUGUUUCCUCCAACAGCUCUUCUUCAAAGCCUCUGGACACAUCACUGUUUGUCCCCGUCUCACUGAAGACUGAGCCUUCGGCUGAGUUCAGUGUAGGAGCUGAGCUCACCCAGCCGCUCGAGAAAAGUGAACUACUGAAAGUCUUGAACCGGUUUUACAAAAGGAAAGAAAUGCAGAAGCUGGCAGGAGAGUAUGGACUGGACAGUCGUCUGUUCCACCAGGCCUUCAUCAGCUUCAGGAAGUAUGUCUUGGAAAUGGCAUCCCUCCCUGCAGACCUGCAUAUUAUUCUCAACGACAUCUGCUGCGGAGCAGGUCACGUAGAUGACAUCUACCCAUACUUCAUUCGCCAUGCCAAGCAAAUCUUUCCCAUGUUGGACUGUAUGGAUGAUCUGAGAAAGAUCUCAGACCUCAGAGUCCCAGCCAACUGGUAUCCCGAGGCCCGUGCCAUCCAGAGGAAGGUGAUUUUCCAUGCUGGGCCCACUAACAGUGGUAAAACCUACCACGCCAUCCAGCGCUACCUGGCUGCUAAGUCUGGAGUCUACUGUGGGCCCCUGAAACUGCUGGCCCACGAGAUCUUUGAGAAAAGCAACAGUGCUGGUGUAUCAUGUGACUUAGUUACGGGAGAGGAGAGGACCUUCAUAGACCUUGAGGGUCGAGCAUCUGGUCAUGUGGCCUGCACUAUUGAGAUGUGCAACGUCAAUACACCUUAUGAGGUGGCUGUGAUUGAUGAAAUUCAAAUGAUCAGAGAUCCUUCCAGAGGCUGGGCCUGGACUAGAGCUUUGCUGGGUGUCUGUGCAGAGGAGGUCCAUGUGUGCGGAGAAGCAGCAGCUGUAGAGUUUGUCAGAGAGCUCAUGUACACCACUGGAGAGGAGGUGGAGCUUCACACCUACCAGCGUUUAACUCCAUUCUCAGUCAUGGAUCAUGCUGUGGAGUCGUUAGACAACCUGAGACCAGGAGACUGUGUCGUGUGCUUCAGUAAAAGUGACAUUUAUUCCAUAAGUCGACAGAUUGAAGCGAGAGGCCAAGAAUGUGCUGUAAUUUAUGGCAGCUUACCUCCAGGCACCAAAUUGACCCAGGCCAAGAAGUUCAAUGACCCUGAUGAUCCCUGCAAGAUCUUGGUUGCAACUGAUGCUAUCGGCAUGGGCCUUAACCUGAGUAUAAAACGUAUCAUCUUCAACAGCCUGAUAAAGCCUAAUGUUAAUGAGAAAGGGGAGAAGCAGAUGGAGACCAUCAGCACAUCACAGGCUCUGCAGAUCGCUGGGCGCGCUGGAAGGUUCUCCUCCAAAUUUAAAGAGGGAGAAGUUACGACCAUGCACAGAGAGGACCUGCCCAUCCUGAAGGAAAUACUCAGCCAGCCCGUAGAUAGCGUAGAGGCUGCUGGUCUGCAUCCGACUGCAGAACAGAUAGAGAUGUUUGCUUAUCACCUGCCUGACGCUACACUGUCCAACCUUGUUGACAUAUUUGUCAGCCUCUCUCAGGUGGACGGUAUGUAUUUUGUCUGCAACAUUGACGACUUCAAGUUCCUGGCCGACAUGAUUCAACACAUACCACUUAACCUGAGGUCGCGCUACGUCUUCUGCACCGCUCCCAUCAACAAAAAGCAGCCUUUUGUGUGCACAUCCUUCCUGAAGUUUGCCCGUCAGUUCAGUCGAGACGAACCCCUGACGUUUGACUGGGUCUGUCGCCACAUCAGCUGGCCCCUGGCUGCACCCAAAAAUAUCAAAGACCUGGUUCACCUGGAAGCGGUCCAUGACGUGCUGGAUCUGUACCUCUGGUUGAGCUACCGUUUCAUGGACAUGUUUCCAGACACGGCCUCAAUUCGAGAAAUCCAGCGGGAGCUUGAUGACAUCAUCCAGCAGGGCGUCCAGAAUAUCACCCGUCUCAUCAGAGCCACUGGCCCAGCCCUCAGUGACCCUCUACGAGAACAGAACGGAAAAAACAGUGGUAAUAAUGGACCUGUGAGCGGCAGUCAUUCUCUCAAAAGCAAAAGUCAGAAGGGACAAACUGAGUCAAGUGAGGUGGCAGACUCCAACUCUCUGUCUAAACGUCUACUGAGAGACGGACUGCUGACCCCCGAGUUGCUCCAGCAGCUGCAGAAGGAGUGGUCUCAGACUCAAAAGGUGAAAGUCAACGAUCUUGGUACAGAACAGCUCAGUCGCAAAAAAGUAAACAAAAUGAAGAAGAAGAAAUGAAGAGGCUAACUGGUUCUGUUUUUGACAUUUUACGUGGUUAGUUUUGUUCCAGUGGACAUCAAGAACUGACACAAGUCUAGGAUAUAACCUGUUCUGGUUGAGAUCGGUCAUGAUUUGAAGCAGUUAUAAAGGAUGUACGGACACCCAGAGUAUCACAACAAGCUAUGAGCCCCAGCUUUAAAUAUUAAAACUCCACCGUGGUGUUUGAGUCUGGUCGUUUAGAAUGAGGUGUGUGGCAGAUUACUGGGUCAUGAAAUGAUUUUACAUAAUGCACUUGUUUUACCUGCACUUCAAGUGUCACCUUGGUACGUUUCCAUGCAUACACCUACAGAUCAGCUAACUAGUGCUGCAAAAUAUUUCUAGUGCAGGAUGCUGUGAACUAAAAGUGUCCUUCUGAAGGACCUGGUGUCAGGAAAGAUUCAGCCAUUGCAGCGGGAUGUAAUAAAAUAUGAAAUACAAAUGUAUCACCACAUGGAUUUAAACGAAAUAGGCCAGUUUUUAUGGGACGCUGGACGAGAAAUGAUGUGGAAACAAUAAUACUUUUCUUAGCAGUAUAUUUGUAAUCAGAAAGCACUUAAUUUGUAUGCGCCCAGUUUAUUGAAUGGACUACAUAUUAUAUGUAACUUCUCUGAGUGUUGCAUCGAUGAUCAGAAGAGUGUCCUAGUGUCAUACUAUAUUUUUUUUCUUGUUUGUACAUGUAAGAUGGAGGAUGUUAAUAAAAUAAGAAUGGCA